This is a messenger RNA of Vicia faba (fava bean), 390 nucleotides long. Lineage: Eukaryota; Viridiplantae; Streptophyta; Magnoliopsida; Fabales; Fabaceae. The record is from the annotation of a GenBank genome assembly.
AUGGAGAAUCUAGAUUGGUUUCUUACAAAUGACAAAAAGGCAAUGGAAGAAGAGCUUAUUAGAGGACGUGACAUAGCAAAUCAAUUACUUGAGGUACUUUCUUUUGAUGAUAAGUCGAAUGUUAUUAGGGAAGUCAAAAGGUCAAACUCAAAAUCAUCAAAAGUGUUACCUUUAGAUGUUGCUCAAGAUCUUGUUCGAGAGGUGCUCAAAUCAUUGACAAAUACACUUUUAUAUUUGAACAAAAGAGAAGAUUCCAAUGAUGUUUUAAUAGUUAGAGAUUUAUCUUUCUCUACCAAUGGCCAAAAGAUGGAGGAGGAUUUGGAUGGAGCUUACAAAGAACUUCAAACUCUCAACAACAAAAGUCCAAAGGAAUCGAAAAAGAAAAAGUAA